Molecule: messenger RNA, 1242 nt
Organism: Plasmodium relictum
Lineage: Eukaryota; Apicomplexa; Aconoidasida; Haemosporida; Plasmodiidae
Product: conserved Plasmodium membrane protein, unknown function
Exons: 1
Coding region: 1-1242 (413 amino acids)
Source: RefSeq, a predicted model, not a curated record
AUGGAAGAUUUGGAAAUAAAACAAGCAUUAUUUAAAAAAGAAAAUGAAAAAAAUAGUGAACGAUGUGCAUUUUGUAAAACAAGAUAUAGAAAAUUCAUAAAUACAUUUAUGACUUGGGAAGUAGUUUUAUUAUUGACCCAUAUUUUAGUUUUUUUAAUAAUAUUUUAUAAACUAAUUAUGGACAAAAAGUUAAGCUCUGUUAAUAAUAGGUUUAUUAGGUCAAUUACUAAUGUAGGGCAUUUUACACAAGGGUUUUUAUUUGUUUUACUGCUAGUUCCAUUCAAAUUUACGAAGAAAAUUACAAAAUUUCUAAUUAACACUUGUAAUCAAAAAGAUAUCCAAGAAAAUGAUAUAGAAGAAAAUGCUAAUGAUAAUGAAAACGAAAAUAAAUUGAGCAAUUCCAAGGAAAAAGAAAAAAAGAUAAAAUUUGAUUCUAAUGAGGAUGCCAAUAUGAUAAUGAAUAACGAAAGUAGCAUUGAUAAAAAUACAGAUGAAGGAUUAACUGAAUAUCUUUCAGAUGAAAAUGAAAUAAAAAAAAAAGAAUCAUUACAAGAAAAGAGUGUACAAGAGAAAAAAAAAAGAGUUUAUUUUAAUGAAGCCAUUUCAGUUAAAGAAAGUGAUAAUAUAUAUGAAAAAAAUAAAAAUACAGGAAAUUCUGUAUGUGAAUCAUUUACUAAUAAACUAGUUUUUUGUGGCAAUACAUCAAACCAUAAAAAAAAAGAAAUUCAAUAUUUUUUUUUAUGUGCAAAAUUAUUUUCGACAAAUAAGAAUUAUGUUAUGUUUGUAAUAAAGUAUGUGACUUCUUUCAUAUUGAUGUUUGCAUAUCCUUUAUAUAAUUUAAUCAAGAGAAAAAUUCUUUAUAAAUAUUUUUAUUUUUCAUCCUAUUAUAUUAAUUUAUUUGAUUUUGCAUCAGGAUUAUCAGCAGGAAGUUCAUUAGUUUUAAUUUAUGGACUUACAAAAUUUUUCAUUAGCUAUUAUGCUAAUAGAAAAAAAGGUGAAGAUUUUCAGUUUUAUGGUAAUUAUGCUUUUAUAAAUGAUAUAAAUUGCUUAUGCGAUGAAAACAUAAAGAUAAACAUACAAAAUAAUCCAUAUUUAAAAAAUAUUGCUAUAAAUUACUUUAAUUCAUAUUAUAAUUAUAAAAAUCUUCUUUUCGGGGGAUUAAUAAUAUUGUUAGUUAUAUGUAUUUUUUCUUUUGGCUUUUCAUUUAUCUCUCUUAACGCUUAUAAAUUAAUAAUACAAUAA